CCACCGAGCAGCUGCGGCGCAGGCGGCCGAGGGGCGCUCAUCUUUCAGGCGAGAUUCACCGGGAAAUGAUGGUAUCUGACCUCAAGUGACGGCAGGCAGACGUUCCUGGGCGUCCACCGCUUUACGGCUGAGGGGGAAAGGAUGAAGGAACUGGCAGGAGUAUGCAAACAGUAUGCAGUGACUGAGGCCUGAAGGCCCAGUUUGUCCGGUGGCAGCAGCAGGCAUCUAGCUUAGAUGAAGGAUGAAGAGCCCGGUGCACAGAUGCAGGGAUGUAGAGCAUGGGCGUGGGCAAACCGGGGACGGGGCAGGAGUCAACUGCCUACAGGCUGAGCAGCGCAUCCCUAUUUCCAAAGACGUUAUCACGUCCUCCUCUGCCUCCGCCCUGUGGUUCAUCAGGGACGCCUGUGGCAUCGUGUGUGCCGUCAUCACCUGGCUGCUGGUGUUUUAUGCUGAGUUUGUGGUGCUGUUUGUAAUGCUGCUGCCCUCCAAGAAUCUGACAUACAGCAUUGUGAACGGGACCCUGUUCAACACCCUGGCCUUCCUUGCGCUCGCCUCACACCUCAGGGCCAUGUGCACUGACCCUGGGGCGGUGCCAAAAGGGAAUGCUACUAAGGAAUACAUAGAAAGCCUUCAGCUGAAGCCAGGGCAGGUGGUCUACAAAUGUCCCAAGUGCUGCAGCAUCAAGCCUGACCGAGCACACCACUGCAGUGUUUGCAAACGCUGCAUACGGAAGAUGGAUCACCACUGUCCCUGGGUCAAUAACUGUGUUGGGGAGAAUAACCAAAAGUACUUUGUGCUUUUCACAAUGUACAUUGCACUCAUCUCUCUCCACGCUCUGGUCAUGGUGGUCUUCCAUUUCCUCUACUGCUUUGAAGAUGAUUGGACAAAGUGCAGUUCCUUCUCUCCCCCAGCAACAGUCAUCCUCCUCAUACUCCUGUGCUUUGAGGGUCUCCUCUUCCUCAUCUUCACCUCUGUGAUGUUCGGCACCCAAGUCCACUCCAUCUGUACCGACGAGACCGGUAUAGAGCAGUUGAAAAAGGAAGAGAGAAGAUGGGCUAAAAAAACUAAGUGGAUGAACAUGAGGGCGGUAUUCGGACACCCUUUCUCCUUAUUGUGGUUUAGUCCCUUCUCCACCCCUGACCAUGGGAAGGCUGAGACAUACCAGUAUGUGGUGUGAGAGCUCAGCGCAGGGAACGAGGCAGCCGGGUCAGAACCAAAGUGGGAGGCCCAGCCCAGCCCCACUGAGCCGAGCUAUGGCAUUCUGUUGCUCCUAAUGCUGAACAUGAUUUACACUGUAUCUCCCAAACUAGCCAUGGACAGCUUUUCAUCUGCUUUUUGUGUUGCCAUACUAAGUGCGCUAUACAUCCAUUUUUUUCUUGCCUCGAGUGAGUCAAGUUGCAGAGAAAAGUUUGUGAAUCCUGUUUGCAAACACUGUGAUGAAUCUAUUUUUUCCGAUCUACUUCUCUUUUUGUUGUUGUAUCAGAAGCCUUCUUUUAUCUUGCUGUGUCUUUUCUUGCUUUCCCUUGAAGGGUCAUUUCAGCUAAAUUACAAAAAAAAAAUCAUAUUUUAUCACCUUUUUCUGGUGUUGUCUGGCAAUACAGAUAGUUUUGGUUUUAGGUGUUGAAGUGUUGAGAUAUACGCCCCUGAAAUUUCUAUUGCCAUCCCAAGACAAUGGACGAGAAUAGAAUUCCCCUUGGGGCUGCAGUUUAUGACUGUUUUAGUUGUAGAUUAAUCUUGAUUAAUCUUGCUUAAACUCAAAGAUAUUCAGUUUACUUCCACAGCAGACUAAGAAACCCAGAUAAUAUUACCCAGUAACCAGGACAUUGUUUCUGGAAAUAAAGGUUGCUGUUAAGUUUUUCUAAUGUAAUAUUUCAAAGCUCAGAAGCAACACAUACAAGAUUCAAUUACAGGUAAGUGGUAAAAUAUGUCUUUUUGUAAUUUGGGUGAACUGACCUUUUAAAUCUUCUUGUCAGACAGUAGUUAUUAGUGUGUUUCACACAUGGACAAAAUAAACCUUCUAAAUUGGUCCCCACUAGAAUGAAAAUAAGGAUGGGUUAAGGUUACAUUCAGGCUAAUAGUCUGCACAAUCAGAGGAGAUCCUCUGAUCGAAAGGCGGAUCCUUUUAAAUGGUGCCAAAUACAGCACAUAAAGGAACAUUUUGCUAUCAUUGUGGAUUUUUGGUUGAUUAUGCUUGUGAGUAUAUUUUAAAUAAAAUCAGUGGGCAAAAAAGUUAUUUAUCUGCUAAAAGUCAAGUCCUGGCUUGUUUCACCCAUUCUUACAAUAAGGGAUGCACCGAAUCUGUUUCUUCUCUCCUGAUAGCAAUUCUGAUUCUCAACUCAAGGUAUCUGCCAAUACCGAUUCCCAAUUUAAUAACAGUGCUCUGGUUUUCCCAAAUUUAAAUUUCGUAGAGUUGGCAGCCUGCUUAGACUGAAUGAGUGUAUGAUAGUGAAAACAGAUUUUUUUUAAUAAUGACACUGGUGAAAGAAACUUCAUUUAAUGUGGAUUGGUCAUUUUUGGUUGACUCCUGAUCUUCUUACAUAGGUAACCAUCAUCCCUGAUUCUGAUGUCGCACAACAGAUUCAGGGAUGCAUCCCUACUUACAGUAUUUACAAUAAAUACUGAGAUCUGACCCUUCCUAUGAAAAACCCAGCGUCCAGAAAGAAGAAGGCUGCCAAUCACUUUAAUACGACAUAAAAACUUCAGUGUUCCUUUAAAAUGUUUUGAGUCUCACAUUACAGGCUCUGAAGUAUCCCCCUGAAAAAACUACAUACAAGGCCACACGACAGUUUAAUUCUGUUUUAAUGACAAAUAUGUAGCCCAACUGUGGAGCAUUCCAUGCACAUGAUCAAAGCUGUUGAUGGAGGGCAGAGAUUUUUUUUUUUUUUUUUGUGAAAUAAACCAGGAAGUUUCUGUUUGUUCCACCAUACAGAAUCAAAUCCAGUUUACCAGCUUGCUUUGCUCUUGGCAAGUUUUGCCGAAUCCUUCUAGCAACGCUCAUUGAGGAAAUGAAAAGCUAACUUCAGCUUGUUUUUCAACAGCAAAACAUGGUAGUUAGAAUGUUGUCAGCAGGCUGUCAGCAACCUUAUUGUAACAUACAGUGGAUUCACAGUAGUAUUCAGACCCCUUCCGUUUUUUACAUUUAAAAUCAUUUACAUUCAUUUUUUCCCUCCUCAAUCUACACCCAGUACCCCAUAAUGACAAGGCGAAAAGUGAAUUUUACAAAUUUUUACAAAUUAAUAAGGAAAAACUGAAAUAUCACAUUUACAUAAGUAUUCAAACACUUUACUCAAUACUUAGUUGAAGCACCUUUGGCAGCAAUUGCAGCCUUGAGACUUCUUGGGUAUGACGUGACAAGCUUUACACAC
Molecule: messenger RNA, 3365 nt
Organism: Xiphias gladius (swordfish)
Lineage: Eukaryota; Metazoa; Chordata; Actinopteri; Istiophoriformes; Xiphiidae
Gene: zdhhc3a
Product: zinc finger DHHC-type palmitoyltransferase 3a
Exons: 7
Coding region: 242-1177 (311 amino acids)
Biological process (GO): peptidyl-L-cysteine S-palmitoylation; protein targeting to membrane
Cellular component (GO): Golgi apparatus; endoplasmic reticulum
Molecular function (GO): protein-cysteine S-palmitoyltransferase activity
Source: RefSeq, a predicted model, not a curated record